Klebsormidium nitens is the source of this 765-nucleotide messenger RNA. Lineage: Eukaryota; Viridiplantae; Streptophyta; Klebsormidiophyceae; Klebsormidiales; Klebsormidiaceae. The record is from the annotation of a GenBank genome assembly.
AUGCUAGACAGAAGGAGGUCCAAGAUAGUAUCCACGCUCUCUGCAGUAAGAGGCAGGAGAAAGAAGGAGAUUGAGGCUGCGUUAAGGAAUGUGGGGAUACAUCCGGCUGCGGAGUGGGCGUGCGAGAAGUGGCCGGACACCAGCGCAGUCGACAAGUACGCUUCGGACGAGGACUUCAUGAUCGACGAGGUCAUCAGCUGCCAGCGGAAACAACUAGCGGAGGCGGCAGCUAGGAGGGCUGCGGACCCGGUAGGUGCCGAGCGAGAGCGUCUGAGGGCACAGAAAGAGGCGAGGGACUUUGCGCGGAUUCUUCAGCGGGGUGAGAGGAAGCAGCGCUGCAAAGAGUUUCAGAAGUCUAUGAGAUGCCCGGGGUCUUCGAGUGGGGGACAAUGCAGUAGUACUGGUUCGUACACCUGCGCGUUUGUAGCGUGCGCCAAGUGUUGUCCAACGUACCCUGGGGACUGCCCGCGCCACAAAGCCGUGCUCGCCUGAGGCGGUCAGAGUCAGUCCGUUGGAUAGAUCUGCGUUUGCCAAGUGAGAGGGCUUGCGACCUCGAAGUACUGAGAGCACGGCAAUUGGUUCAGAGAGUCGAUGCUCUCUAGGUUGGACGAACUUUGGCAGACGGUCUAGUUCGUUGAACGGAUAGUGCGCGGCAUCAAGUGCCGAGUCUGCAUGGAUAGGUCGAUCAAGGUCGCUCACUGCCAACAUUUUUGGCACAUCUUGUUCCUUGCCAAUUAUCAUGCAGUGUUCAGAUCUCAUCACGAG